Aspergillus saccharolyticus JOP 1030-1 is the source of this 1718-nucleotide messenger RNA. RefSeq names its product heptaketide hydrolyase ayg1 (gene ayg1). The coding region runs from base 252 to 1622 and encodes 456 amino acids. The record is from RefSeq and is a predicted model, not a curated record. Lineage: Eukaryota; Fungi; Ascomycota; Eurotiomycetes; Eurotiales; Aspergillaceae. The transcript is spliced from 6 exons.
UUUUUCAGAAGGACAGUCCUUCUGGCACAAAAAGCCCAGCAUCACACGUUCAAACUCGCAUCACUAAUGCAUCAACAGCUGCAUAUAUCGUGCGCGUUAACUUUGCUGUCGUGGCCGUGCAUACGGCUCCUUUCAGGCUCGAACUGUUUUAAAAAGCGCCCCUCCAAGUGCUGGAGUGCGAUUGAACUUGAAAGCCCGUCUCCAGCUUUUUUUUUCAUUUUUCGAACAAGAGACAAGCAUAGAAAGCAAAAAUGGCUCCGUGGCUUAUGGGCGAGAAGUUCAACACUGUCUACCCGCACAAGGGGUCGAUCAAGGCCCUUUGGGAGACGAAGUGGAAGUUUGCUUGUGAGAAGUCGGUCUAUCCCUUCCACGACGGCUCGAUUGAGGAUUUUGAGCCCAUCUUCCAGAAGUUGAUCAAGGAAAACAUCAACGAUGCCUACGAAGACGCCUACACACAGGCCUUCUUCCCCAUUGCCGAAUCCCUCGAGCAACAAGCCACCUCCGCCCUGAACAACAAGAACCCGCAAGAGGCCUCGGACCUUCUCCGCCGCGCCGCCGUCGUCUACCGCAUUUCGCGCUUUCCCUACGUCGACCCGACCAAAGACGACAUCAAAAAGGAAGCAUUCGCCCGCCAGAAGCGGGUUUACCUGCAGGCCGCCUCCUUCUGGACCCCCAAGAUCGAAGAAGUGAUCAUCCCGCACAAGAACCAAGCGGCAGCCGACGGUCCUAACGUGCCGCUCUUCGUGCGCACCCCAGAGCACGCCUCCGCCAACGCCCCCGUGCCCGUGAUUCUGUUAAUGACGGGGCUAGAUGGCUACCGCCCGGACAACAGCCAGCGCACCCACGAGAUCCUAAACCGCGGCUGGGCCGUCGUCAUCGCGGAGAUUCCCGGCACCGCCGACUCCCCUGCUGAUCCCAGCGACCCCGCCGCUCCGGACCGCCUCUGGGACACCGUGCUGGACUAUAUUGCCAGCCGGCCGGAGCUGGAUGCCUCGCGCGUUGCCGCCUGGGGCUUGAGUGCCGGCGGCUUCUACGCUAUCCGCGCCGCCCACACCCACCGUGACCGGCUGCGCGGGUGCAUCGCCCACGGGCCCGGGUGCCAUUACUUCAUGGAUAGGGAGUGGCUGACCCGCGUCGAUGAUCACGAGUAUCCUUUCUUGUUAACCCGCGCUUGGGCCAAGAAAUACGGCUACAAUGACGUGGACGACUUCCGCGUCAAUGCCCAGAAGAAGUUCUCGCUUGUCGAGACCGGUAUCGUUGACCAGCCGAGUACCCGGCUUCUUCUGUUGAAUGGCAUCGACGACGGCGUCACCCCCAUCGAAGACUGUCUCGUCUUGUUCAACCAUGGAAGUCCCAAGGAAGGACGGUACGUAACAUACCUUACAAAAUCUGCUGAGAAGCUCUUCCCCCGGAACGAUCUGUUCCACGCUUGUCUUUCUUUUUCCGUGGUGUCUUUUUUUCUCCCGCACAAGCCGAGCUUUGCCAAGCUGACUGACUAUAUCCAUACUCAAUGCAGUUUCUUCCCCGGUCUUCCGCACAUGGGAUACCCACACAGCCUGCCGGUGUCGUACAAAUGGUUGGAGGAGGUGUUGGAGUCGAAGUCUGCCAUGCUUAAGAAUUGAAAAGAUGGGUUGGGUUGAGUUGCCUCCGGGACAAGUCGGGGCACUCACGUCGAGGGUAACAGGCUACAGGAAAAAUCCAAUGCGCUUGAUUCUCGU